GACGCGCGCCCGCCGGCCUUAUAGCGGCGCUCGGGGGCGCAGGACAGAGCUCGCCACCCGCCGCUGUCGCCGCAGCUCCGAGCGCCCGCGACCCCGCGUCCAGCCCCGCGUCCAGCCCCGCGUCCACCCCGCGUCCGCAGCAGCCAUGCGGGAGAUCGUGCACCUGCAGGCCGGCCAGUGCGGCAACCAGAUCGGGGCCAAGUUCUGGGAGGUGAUCAGCGACGAGCAUGGCAUCGACCCCACCGGCACCUACCACGGGGACAGUGACCUGCAGCUGGAGCGGAUCAAUGUCUACUACAACGAGGCCACGGGAGGGAAUUACGUGCCCCGAGCGGUGCUGGUGGACCUGGAGCCCGGCACCAUGGACUCCGUCCGCUCAGGCCCCUUCGGCCAGAUCUUCAGGCCCGACAACUUCGUGUUCGGCCAGUCUGGGGCUGGCAACAACUGGGCAAAGGGCCACUACACAGAGGGCGCGGAGCUGGUGGACGCCGUCCUGGACGUGGUUCGGAAGGAGGCGGAGAGCUGUGACUGUCUGCAGGGCUUCCAGCUCACACACUCGCUGGGGGGUGGCACCGGCUCGGGCAUGGGCACCCUGCUCAUCAGCAAGAUCCGCGAGGAGUUCCCUGACCGCAUCAUGAACACCUUCAGCGUGGUGCCCUCGCCCAAGGUGUCGGACACCGUGGUGGAGCCCUACAAUGCCACCCUGUCCGUGCACCAGCUGGUGGAGAACACGGAUGAGACCUACUGCAUCGACAACGAGGCCCUGUACGACAUCUGCUUCCGCACCCUCAAGCUGACCACACCCACCUACGGUGACCUCAACCACCUGGUGUCGGCCACCAUGAGCGGGGUGACCACCUGCCUGCGCUUCCCGGGCCAGCUGAACGCAGACCUGCGCAAGCUGGCGGUCAACAUGGUGCCCUUCCCGCGCUUGCACUUCUUCAUGCCAGGCUUCGCACCCCUCACCAGCCGGGGCAGCCAGCAGUACCGCGCCCUGACCGUGCCCGAGCUCACCCAGCAGAUGUUCGAUGCCAAGAACAUGAUGGCAGCCUGCGACCCGCGCCACGGCCGCUACCUGACGGUGGCCGCCGUGUUCCGGGGCCGCAUGUCCAUGAAGGAGGUGGACGAGCAGAUGCUGAGCGUGCAGAGCAAGAACAGCAGCUACUUCGUGGAGUGGAUCCCCAACAACGUCAAGACGGCCGUGUGUGACAUCCCGCCUCGCGGCCUCAAGAUGGCAGCGACCUUCAUCGGCAACAGCACGGCCAUCCAGGAGCUGUUCAAGCGCAUCUCGGAGCAGUUCACGGCCAUGUUCCGCCGCAAGGCCUUCCUGCACUGGUACACGGGCGAGGGCAUGGACGAGAUGGAGUUCACCGAGGCCGAGAGCAACAUGAACGACCUGGUGUCCGAGUACCAGCAGUACCAGGAUGCCACGGCCGAGGAGGGCGAGUUCGAGGAGGAGGCGGAGGAGGAGGUGGCCUAGGACCGGGGACAGCCCUCCCCCUGACCCUCAGCCUUCCCUAGAUGGCUGCAUCCCUGGCCUGCUUGUGACCCUGCACCCCACUCUCACCUCUGACCGCUCCCCAGCUCCUCCAUCCCCCUGAGCCCUGCUUCAUGGCCUAGUGGACUCCAUCUUUAACUUGAGAGGCCUUCUUCACCUUUGACCUCUCCAAAAAAAAAGUGCCACUAGGCACCUCUACACCUGCACGCCCUGGAUGACUUUUGACCCCUCGCCACGGGUCCCAUGAGGCCCUGGCCCCCCUCUUUUGCUGCCUGCUCUCUGACCCCCCCCACCCCACCUCCCCUCAGUCUCUCCUACUUUGGCUGAACAAGAAGAGAUCAAAGGCCUGAAGCCCCAGGAAAGAGGGGUCCCCACCGUGAACCCCACCAUCCUCCCCGCUGCCUCGCCCUCUAUAAAUAAAGAAUUGUUUGCCUGGCC
Cavia porcellus (domestic guinea pig) is the source of this 1936-nucleotide messenger RNA. RefSeq names its product tubulin beta 4A class IVa (gene Tubb4a). Lineage: Eukaryota; Metazoa; Chordata; Mammalia; Rodentia; Caviidae. Gene Ontology annotation, biological process: mitotic cell cycle; microtubule cytoskeleton organization. Gene Ontology annotation, cellular component: microtubule; cytoplasm. Gene Ontology annotation, molecular function: GTPase activity; GTP binding; structural constituent of cytoskeleton. The coding region runs from base 146 to 1480 and encodes 444 amino acids. The transcript is spliced from 4 exons. The record is from RefSeq and is a predicted model, not a curated record.